AAAAUUAAGGUUGACUGUGUGUCAGUGGCUGUGGUCAAGCAGGCUCUGGCAGUACCAAGGAUACACUGUCUGUCAUUGGAGAGCUUCAAGACAGAUUACAUCCCCAAAAGCCAGUCAUAUUAGAGGGUAUCAUAGAUCACUGGCCAGCCUUCAAAAACCACCCUUGGAGGUACCUUUUUCUUUAUUUUGUGUCCUUUUCUAGUCCCUUGCCCUUACCUUCUCAUAGUCCCUUAGACACCUCUGUUGAUUUUGUUUUCUUCCUUUGCAAAGCAUAGAAUACCUGCAAACUGUUGCUGGUUGUCGGACUGUACCUGUUGAAGUGGGCUCUAGAUAUACCGAUGAGGAAUGGUCAGACACUCCUUACGGUCAAUUAAUUCAUUGAUCGCUAUAUUGUUGUGAAAGUAAGUACUUCCUCUUGAAAAAUAUUGCCCCAAGGAUAGACGCCUUACACUCAAUGUCUAAUCCCGCUCUCUCUCACUCACAUUAGGACACAUCAAGUUUGGGAUAUCUUGCUCAGCACCAGCUAUUUGAUCAGGUUGGUCAUUGCCCUGUCCUGUUUUUUACAUAACAAAUUUGGGUGAGGAUGUCAGUGUUGAUAUAUACUGAACAAAAAUAUAAAAGCAACAUGUAAAGGUCCCAUGAUUCAUGAGCUGAAGUAAAAGAUCCCAGAAAUGUUUCAUAUGCACAGAAAUCUUAUUUCUCUCAAAUUCUGUGAAGAAAUAUGUUUACAUCCCUGUUAGUGAGGAUUUUUCCUUUGCCAAGAUAAUCCAUCCACCUGUGGCAUAUCAAGAAGCUGAUUAAACAACAUGAUCAUUACACAGGUGCACCUUGUGCUGGGGACAAUAAAGGGCCACUCUAAAAUGUGCCGUUUUGUCACACAACACAAUGCCACAGGUGUCUCAAGUUUUGAGGGAGCGUGCAAUUGGCAUGCUGACAGCAGGAAUGUCCACCAGAGCUGUUGACAGUUAAUUGAAUUUUCAUUAAUGUACUAAAUAUAUAUAUAUAUAUAUAUAUAUAAACCUUUAUUUAACUAUGUAAGUCAGUUAAGAACAAAUUCUUAUUUACAAUGGCAGCCUACUAAAAGGCCUCCUGCGGGGACAGGGGCUGGGAUUAAAAAUAAAAGAAGCCACCUCCAAUGUUGUUUUAGAGAAUUUGGCAGUAUGUCCAACUGGCCUCACAACCGCAGAUCACGUGUAACCACACCAGCCCAGGACCUCCACAUCCGGCUUCUUCACCUGCGAGAUCGUCUGAGACCAGCCACUCGGACAGCUGAUGAAACUGAGGAGUAUUUCUGUCUGUAAUAAAGCCCUUUUCUGGGGAAAAACUCAUUCUGAGUGGGUGGGCCCUUGCCCAGUCAUGUGAAAUCCAUAGAGUAGGGCCUAAUCAAUUUAUUUCAAUUGACUGAUUUCCUUAUAUGAACUGUAACUCAGUAAAAUCGUUGAAAUUGUUGUGUUUUAUAUUUUUGUUCAGUAUAAAACUAAAAUAUAACAUAUACAUUUCAGAUUGACGUUCCAAAUGUAUAUUUUACUGUCCAAUGUAUUUUUGGAAAUGUAGGAUAUUGGCUUCUAUAAUCCUUGCCUCCAUUUGUGUAUUGUAUGCUUUAAAUGUGAUUUGUACAAGUUUUUCAGUUACAAAAACAGUAUUUUGUUCAAUGUACUCUUCUCCAAGGUCCCCGAGCUGAAAGACGACAUCCGUAUCCCUGACUACUGUUGUCUUGGUGAGGGAGAUGAAGAUUACAUCACGAUCAACGCUUGGUUUGGGCCAGGAGGUAGUGUCCCCCCUUCAUCAGGAUCCUCAACAGAACUUCCUGGCUCAGGUGAGUCCAACACACAUCCAGUGAGUAGGAUCAGACUCUGUCCAGAGAUAUGUGUGAAACUGUAUUUUUGCCAAUCAUAAUUUGGUGAUUGCAUGGUUUCCCUAUUGUGUAACAGGUGGUUGGGAGAAAGUACAUUCGUCUGUACUCCCCCAAGGACACUGAGAAACUCUACCCUCACCAAUCGCAGCUCCUACACAACACAAGUCAGGUUAGGAUUCCAUUUUAAAUCUCCACAUGCAUCAGGUCUAUAAUUUUAACAAUCUAGCAUGUAACUGAUCUACAUAAUCCCUAAACUGUUAGUGCUGCAUACUUUGAAUGGGAGAAAUGAGUAAAGUGUUUUCCAUUUAAACACAAAGCUUUCUUCAAUGCAGGUGGAGAGUCCAGACGUGGUGCAAUUCCCAGAGUUUGUGAAGGCUCCCUACCUAGAGUGUGUGUUGCAGCCUGGGGAGGUCUUGUUCAUCCCAGUCAAGCACUGGCAUUACGUGCGUUCUUUGGAGCUCAGCUUUUCUGUGAGCUUCUGGUGGUCAUGA
Coregonus sp. 'balchen' is the source of this 2346-nucleotide messenger RNA. NCBI's taxonomy places the organism in Eukaryota, Metazoa, Chordata, Actinopteri, Salmoniformes, Salmonidae. The record is from the annotation of a GenBank genome assembly.